This is a messenger RNA of Paramormyrops kingsleyae, 1022 nucleotides long. Lineage: Eukaryota; Metazoa; Chordata; Actinopteri; Osteoglossiformes; Mormyridae. The record is from RefSeq and is a predicted model, not a curated record.
CAUCUGGAGUCUCCAGUUGACCGUAAUGGAGACCAACAGCAUCUGGAGUCUCCAGUUGACCGUAAUGGAGACCAACAGCAUCUGGAGGCUGCAGUUGACCCAGAUGAUGAUGCAGUCCAGCAGCACCUGGAGACUGCAGUUGAUGUUUAUGGAGAUCAGCAUGCCAUCUUGGAUGAGGAGAAUUAUCUCGAUGGCCAUCUUAAACAUCCUUAAGAACGUCAAAGCUACUCAUUUGCUCUGCGCAACCGGACUGGUGGUUGCGGCCGCUGGGACGGCAUACCUCGUCCGGCGGCUUCGAGAACGGGCGGAGCCGGAGGAAGGUGUUUGAAGUCUCACUAGAUAACAGCAUCAGCAUAGUCCUGCUCUUGGCAAAGAAAAAAGCGGAGAUGACUGAGCUGAGCCCUAAUGUGAGUGUUCCCUCCUCGGGGCUCUUUCAGUCUUGUAUAGAAACUACCCUGCCCAUUCACUCAGGACCUCCAUCUGUUUUUCUUCUGAAGGGCUUUCCCGUGCACACGAGACUAACCCGGGAAAGCACGACCAUCAAGCUGGUCGCGGGGAAGGUGGUAUGCUAUGCAUCCACAAGCAUCGUGGACAUUGCUGAGCACACCCCAUUCUACAAUCGCGUGCAAACGGACUUGGCAGCUUGGGCCUUUGUCAUGGGCCUGGGGCUGGAUGGAGUCCUGGUGACCUAUCACUGGGCUGACAUCAGAACUAAAAUCCAGCCCAAGGAGCGUAACCAGCACGGCUCUCAGGGUGACAGAGCGACCAAGCACUCGCCCAAAAUUAAAGGCCCUCGUCCAGGAUUUCUCAAGGCUCAUCAGCCAAGGAAAGAAGCACUUCAAACAAGCUCGUGCCAUAAUCCUUGGCAGGCUGCGAAUAGCCAACAAAAGGGACAUCCGUGCACCCAGCACCGGGAGCCGCUUAUAAUGUCUACAUGGCUGCAGCUGACAGGCAACGUCUGUCCUCAUAUCCUGGCUGUUGGAAACAUAACCUGCAGCCCUUAUAAAUAAAACCUGUCUUAG